GGAGCUUGGAGGUAUGCUCUGUUUCAUUAGAGGUAUGCUACUUGUUUCUUUAGAAGUAGUCCUCCUUCAGGGAACUUUCUCCAGUUUCUGGUGCCCAAGUACAGAAGAGAAAAGAGAACGUCUGGACAUUUUCAAUAACAAUCCGGGACUGCAGGCUGAGCUUUAAAAAGCAGGACUGUCCUACUCAAAACGGGACAGUUGGGAGGUAUGUGUCCCGCUGGCCCAGUCCGACCCUGUGAGGGAGCACUGGCCCAGGGUUUCGGGUUUAGUGGCAGCUUUUUCUAGUUCAUUGGCAACUACUGAAUGACUUUAAGUCUGGGCCUGUCAGGAGGAACGUUACGUGGGGAGUGCAGGUCACUGCAUAGAAGUCACCAUAGAUGGAGAGUGAUUCUUUGGUUUGGAGAGUCUAAAGAUGGCCAUAUACCCAACCAGAGGUGCAUUAUCUUGUGCAGAGUAUUGAAUGAGUAUUACUUUUCCAACAGAGUGUGGGAAAAACACAUUAGGAAUAUUUGACUGACAAUUUGAUUAAGUGCAAAACUGCACUGAAAUACCAUUGGGAAACAGAGGAAGAAUACAGAAGAAUAUAAUCAUCACCAACCUGGGAAUUCACAAGACCUGAGGCAUGCCGGGCAGAGGCUCAAACAACAGGAAGCCUUUUAAAACAUCAUCAAUGGGAGCAGCACCCAGUCAAUAUGCUGAAGAAGUAGAUGGUAACCAAGAAGAGAUGUGCCCCAUUUGCCUAAGUAGGUUCAAGAAGAAGAAAACGCUGGACAAGUGCAAGCAUUCAUUCUGUGAGGACUGUAUAAGCAGGGCUCUACAGGUGAAGAAAGCCUGUCCGAUGUGUGGCUGUUUGUAUGGGCAGCUGACGGGGAACCAGCCGGAUGGCAAAAUGGAGAUUUUCAGGGACCCCUCUUUGCACCUACCUGGCUAUGAGAAAUACGGGACCAUUGUUAUCCGUUAUACAUUCCCAGCAGGCAUUCAAGGGCCGAACCACCCAAACCCUGGAGUGAGAUACCCAGGAACAACUCGCGAGGCUUUCCUGCCCGACAGCAACAAGGGAAACAAAGUUCUUAAAUUAUUCGACAAAGCCUUCGCUCAACGUUUAACCUUCACCAUUGGGACAUCAGUGACCACAGGGCGGUCCAACGUCAUAACGUGGAAUGAUAUUCAUCAUAGAACUAACAUCACAGGAGGACCACAGAUGUUUGGAUACCCAGACCCAACCUACCUGCAGAGAGUCGAGGAGGAGCUGGAAGCCAAAGGCCUCACAGCUGACUAAUCGAAGAGUCUGCCUAAGAAGAGCAGAAACCGUUCGGAGAGAGGAUGAUUUAUUUGUUUUCUAAGUGACUUUAGCAAUUUUCUUUGUUUUACAUUGGAUUUGCUUUUUGUGAUAUGUUACGUAGAGAUAGAAAGGACACUGAAACAGAAUCCAUUCAGAGAAAAACAUUUCUUUGGUGUUCAAGUUGCCCAAUGAGGUCUUUCUUUUUCAGUUAUCUAUUUAGAAUUGACUCUGAUUCACCUUUAAAACCCGAAUAUAAUAAAACUAAUAUUUUGUCAAGUUAAA
This is a messenger RNA of Xenopus laevis (African clawed frog), 1564 nucleotides long. It is a transcript of the gene dtx3-like.L, whose product is annotated as deltex E3 ubiquitin ligase 3 like L homeolog. The transcript is spliced from 7 exons. Lineage: Eukaryota; Metazoa; Chordata; Amphibia; Anura; Pipidae. Gene Ontology annotation, biological process: protein ubiquitination; Notch signaling pathway. The coding region runs from base 623 to 1279 and encodes 218 amino acids. The record is from RefSeq and is a predicted model, not a curated record. Gene Ontology annotation, molecular function: ubiquitin protein ligase activity. Gene Ontology annotation, cellular component: cytoplasm.